This is a messenger RNA of Colletotrichum truncatum, 1119 nucleotides long. RefSeq names its product umta methyltransferase family protein. NCBI's taxonomy places the organism in Eukaryota, Fungi, Ascomycota, Sordariomycetes, Glomerellales, Glomerellaceae. Gene Ontology annotation, molecular function: methyltransferase activity. The record is from RefSeq and is a predicted model, not a curated record.
AUGGCAGACCCAUUGACUCGAGAAGCGCCGUCUACGACUGGCAGCCCGCCAACUGUUCCUCUGGGAAGUCCACAUGCAACAUCGACGAACCAGUCAGAACCAGUCGCCAUAGCUGUGGACACUGAACCGGACCAACUUGAAGCAGACGAUGCAUCUACUACGGAUGACGCCUCAUCAAUUCAAGACGGCAGUUCAUCCUAUACUGCGUCUUUGUCAUCAAGUAUUGUUGACUACCCAAUGCAUUAUGGCCGAAGAUACCAUGCCUACCGCUCAGGCUCGUACCCUAUCCCAAAUGACGAGCACGAGAUGGAACGCCUUGAAGUUGUGCAUGCAAUGACGGUAAAGGUGAUUGGAGACAAGCUGUUCUUAGCCCCUAUUCAAAAGGACCGUGUCAACAAAAUUCUUGACAUCGGCACGGGCACAGGAAUCUGGGCUAUGGAGAUGGGCGACCUACUUCCCAACGCCGAGAUCAUUGGGAAUGACCUGAGUGCUAUUCAGCCAGACUGGGUACCUUCCAACGUCAAGUUCGAAAUCGACGAUGUUGAAAGCCCUUGGCUCGGCAACAGAAAGUACGACUACAUCUUCUGUCGCUACAUGCUCUGUGGUAUCGGUGACUGGCCGAAACUAGUUCAAAACAUCUUUGAUCAUCUGAAUCCCGGUGGUUGGGCUGAGUUCCAAGACAUGGAUUCUCUGUAUUACUCGGACGACGGUACUCUAACCGAGAAGCAUGCGACAAGGAAGUGGAACAAGCAAAUCGUUGAAACCAUGAACUCGAUCAAUCGUGAUGCUCAACCUGCGCCGAAACUCCAGGGAUGGGUUCAAGACGCUGGCUUUCAAAAUAUUCAGCAUCAGCGCUUUAAGGUGCCACUUGGUCCAUGGGCUAAAGAUGCUCAUUUUAAAGAGAUAGGAAUGUACAGUCUUGCAGUCAUCAUGGAUGGGCUGGAAGCGUUCUCGAUGCAAAUUUACUGCGACGUUCUCGGGUACACGAAGGAAGAGGUGAUGGUAAUGUUGUCCGAGGUUCGCAACGAGAUGAAGACUCUUCAUACAUUCCAUGCGCUGUGGGACUUACAUGUGGUUUAUGGUCAGAAGCCUCUUGAAGCGGAAACUCAAGAAGCCUGA